Messenger RNA from Pygocentrus nattereri (red-bellied piranha), 7117 nucleotides. It is a transcript of the gene col7a1l, whose product is annotated as collagen type VII alpha 1-like. Gene Ontology annotation, molecular function: protein binding. The transcript has 80 exons. Lineage: Eukaryota; Metazoa; Chordata; Actinopteri; Characiformes; Serrasalmidae. The record is from RefSeq and is a predicted model, not a curated record. Bases 52 to 6549 code for a protein of 2165 amino acids.
UGCUGGAGGAGAGAUAAGAGCGGGAGGAGAGGAGAGAGAGCGAGAGAGAGCAUGGAUCAUUGCCGUGUGUGGAUCUUGCUCCUGUCCCUUCCUCUCUCCUGUCACAGUGCGUCUUCACAUGCUGAAGAGUGCCGGACCGCCAUGCCUGCAGACGUCGUGUUCUUGGUAGACGAGUCAUGGUCAGUGGGUCCUUCCAGUUUCCGGCAGAUUAAAGAGUUCAUCUCUGAAAUCAUUAGAUCCUUCCAGAACAGUGUGAUUGGACCCGAGGGAGUUCGAUUCGGAGUUACCGUCUACGGAGACAUCCCCAGGAUGCGGAUUGCUCUGACAGACUACUCCACCCUGGAGGAGGUGUUAAAUGCAGUGGAGGAGCUGCCGUAUGAGGGCGGAGGUAGCCGCACUGGCCUGGCUCUCGAGUUCCUCGUAGAGUCUGUCUUCAGCUCAUCCAUCGUCCGGGACAACACUCCAAAGAUUGCGGUUCUGAUUACUACUGGCAGAUCAGAUGAUCUGAUCGAUGGGCCAGUUAAAGCUGUGGCUGACAGUGGAAUCUCUCUCUUUGCAGUCGGUGUGAGGAAUGCUGAUCCGGAUGAGCUGAGGAGGAUGGUGAGUGAACCUCCUGAAGAGCACCUGAUGCUCAGCCCUGAUUCUUCCUUCUUAGAGCACCUGCUGCCCAAGCUCUCCCGCAGAGUGUGUUUCACUGCAUCCGAACCACCUCGUCCCGUCAAACACAGCCCACCAGUGGUGGAGAAGGUGGUAGGCCCCAGAGACCUGCAGGUGAGUGAGUUGAGCUACAGCUCUCUGCAGCUCUCUUGGAGUGUGGCCACUGGAGACGUGACAGGCUACAGACUGCUGAUCGCCCCUGUGUCCCCGAAGGGCCAUCUGCUCCCAGCUCAGCACAGACAGAUUGACCUGAAGGGAGAUGUGAGAAAUACAAAGGUAACAAGUUUGACGCCAAAGACUGAAUAUUCCCUCACUGUCUACGCCGUCUACCCUGGACUCAUCGGAGAGUCCUCCUCCAUCAUCGUAGAGACGACUCCUGUGCCGCCAGUAGCAAACUUCCGUGUAAUCGAGGAGGGGCUGUUCUCUCUGCGUCUGGGCUGGACUUCUCCACUUGGUCAAGUUGAAACUUACAAAAUCUACAUCCCAAGAUCGGAGAGACCUGGGCUGACCUACGAGCAGGUGCUGCAGGGCGACGCCUCCUCUCACGUGAUUGACAGCUUGGAGGAAGAUAAGACAUACACAGUCAGCAUUUAUGCCAUUUACCCCGAGGGACCCAGCGAGCCUGUGUCUGUUGUUGGGAGAACAUUGAAACUGGUUCCUGUUCAGCAGCUGCUGGUGCAGAAUGCCACCACAGACACAGUGCAGGCUCGCUGGCUCUCAGUGAGAGGAGCAUCGGGGUACAGAAUCACUUGGGCCUCUUCAGAGGGCCACAUAGAGAGCGUCAACCUGGGAGAGAACUAUAACUUUUACAUGGUACAGGGGCUUCAUCCUGGCACAGAGUACACGGUCACUAUCAACCCCAUCUUUGUGGACAUUGAAGGGCCUGUCACCUCUGCCAAGGCAAAGACACUGGAGAGCAGUGCAGUGCAGACCCUGAGGGCCACUGCUGUGAGCACCAGCAGUGCUGUAACCUCAUGGAAUGCUGUUCCUGGAGCCACAGGGUAUAGACUGGCUUGGGGUCCAACAGCAGAAUUUGUUGGAAGGGACCGUCCCAGGCAGCUGGCUCUGAACAGCAGCACCACUGAGUAUGUACUGAAAAACCUGGUCUAUGACACGGAGUAUGUGAUCUCCCUCUAUGUGCUCUUCGGCUCUGUGGUGGGACCUGGCAUUACUGCAACCUUCAGGACCUCUCCCCUCGGCUAUGUGUCUAAUUUCAAGGUGACAUCCUACACCAGUUCCUCUAUCAACGUGGAGUGGAGCCCCAUCGUAGGAGCCACGGAAUACAAACUGACCUGGAGCUCAGAGGGAGUAAGUCCACACCACCAUUAUCUGGACCACAGUGUUUUACAGCACAGCAUUACUCGUCUCCAGCCCAACAGGCUUCACUUCAUCAGCAUCCACGCCCUCUACGGCAAUACAGAGGGGCCGGAAAUCUCUCUCUCGCAACAGACAGCUGCCUUGACUGAUUCAGAGCAGAUUGAGACAGUGAGGGAAGUGAAAGUGGUCGAUAUUGGCAUGAACUCUUUCACCCUGGCUUGGAGGAAAACACCUGGGGUUACUGGCUACAAAGUCACCUGGAGCCCUUUUCAUGGAGGAGAAGAGAAAAGUGAGAUGGUUUCCUCAUCCAUCACGUCUUACACCAUCACUGGACUGCCAGCCAGCUCUGCCUACAAGAUCCAGGUCACGUCAGUGGUGGGGCUGCGAGAAGGCAGUUCUGCUACAGUGACAGCGCGGACCUUGGACCUGCCUAAAGUGACCGGUUUCAGUGCUCUGAACACGACUGAUGACAGCACUACACUGAACUGGACCAGCGUUACAGGAGUUUCAGCGUACCUUCUCUCCUGGAGGCAUAUAUCAGAGCUCGAGACUACCACUGACAUACUGGGCCCUGGUUUCACCUCGUAUAAGAUCAGAGAUCUGCAGUAUGGAAGAACUUACAUCUUCACCAUUCGGCCGCUGUAUGGAGAGGUGGAGGGCCCCGUGACAACCAUCACCAAAAGGAUAUUGGGGUCUUCCCGUCUCGUUCCUGUCCAGGCCGCCACGCUGGGCCCUGUUCCAGCCCACACCAUCACUACAUCUCACAGUGGUUCAGCUAGGAAGCCCGCUGGAAAGGAAACUAGCAAGUCCACCACCACUACUCUGAGGCCUGCUGCCAAACUUGACAUGACCAUCACUAAAACGGCACAAGCUUUAACCCUGCUGACCACCACAGUGAACGACCAAAGCACUCUCUCUGUAGAGACUCCUCCACCAGGGCCAGUUUGUGGCAGGAUGAAAGCAGACAUUGUUUUUCUGGUGGACGAGUCCUGGAGCAUCGGCACCAAUAACUUUGGCAAGCUGAAAGAUUUCCUAUUUAGGGUUGUGACUUAUUUCCCAUCAAUCGGACCUCAGGGCACACAGAUAGCUGUGGUUCACUACAGUGAUCAGCCCAGGAUAGAAUUCAACUUGAACACCCAUAAAGACCGCAGCUCUGUGCUGAGAGCUCUCAGAGAAGUCCGCUAUGGAGGAGGGAACACCAAAACAGGUCGGGGGAUCAGCUAUGUGCUGAGGGAGCUGUUUCAGGAGUCCCUGGGAAUGAGGCAGAAUGUUCCUCAUGUGUUGGUGCUGGUGACAGAUGGGAGAGCCCAGGACGAUGUGGAGCCGCCCUCCAGGAUAGCACAUAUUCUGGGUGUCAGUGUGCUGGCCAUUGGAGUAGCACACGCUGACAUUGAUGAACUAAGGAAAAUCGCCUCGCCAAAGACCUACAAGAACAUUUUCUACGCUACUGACUUCAGUGACUUCCCCUCCAUCGAGAGAGAGUUUAUCAGCAGUCUCUGUAAUGAGGCUUUGCUCUCGGAGUUCAAACAGCACGAAGAGUCCGCCCAGCUGGACACACCCACAGGUGAUCCAGAGGCUCUCGCCAAACCUGAGGGUCCAUGUCCAAUCCAGUGCAAGGGCCAAAAAGGAGAGAAGGGGGACGGCUUUGGACACGGUGGCCUGCGCCCGAAGCUCGGCGGAGAUGCUUUCGAUCCAUUCACCUUAAAGAUCAAAGGGGAGAAAGGAGAGAGGGGUCUUCCUGGGACGGACGGCAUACCGGGGUUACCAGGGCGCCCGGGUCGAACUGGACCUCCUGGUUCUGCUGGACUAAGGGGUCCUCCUGGUGUCGCGGGGGAAAUGGGUCCAACUGGCAUUCCCGGACAAAAAGGCCAGCGGGGGGAGCGAGGAGAGCCUGGAUAUUCACUUGGAGGCAUGGAAGCUCUUCCUGGACGUAAAGGAGAACCAGGAUCUAAUGGUCCCCAAGGAGCUCCUGGGUUACCAGGAGUCGCAGGGCCUCCAGGGCUCCCUGGGCAGCCUGGAGCACCAGGCUCUUCUGGCAUUUCUAUAAAGGGUGAGACUGGAGAGCCCGGUCUUAGAGGUCCACGUGGAAAACAAGGACCUAAAGGAGAAAAAGGGCAAGAUGGACAGAUUGGUCAAGCAGGCUUACCUGGCCCAGUAGGAGUGGAUGGAACCCCUGGACUGCCUGGUCAGAAAGGAGAAAAAGGGGAAGAGGGAGUUGGAAUUCCAGGUGUCCAGGGUUUACGUGGAGCUCCUGGAGAAAAGGGAAAUAUGGGACCUUCAGGUCCUGUUGGUCCAAAGGGUGAGCAAGGAAUUCAAGGAGCGCUAGGACCUGUUGGACCCAGGGGGAAAAGGGGGUUGAAAGGAGAGCAAGGAGACAAGGGUCAUCGUGGGGAUACAGGGCCUGUGGGGCCUCAGGGAAUAGCAGGCGUGCCUGGAGCUGUUGGGCCGAAGGGUGAUGAGGGACAGCGUGGGGCACCAGGGGAUCCAGCUAAAGGGGUGCUUGGGCCCCCUGGGAAAAAGGGUGCUAGGGGGGAUGUUGGACCAGUUGGACCUCCCGGACCUCAGGGAGUUAAAGGGGACCAAGGAGACAAAGGUGACAAGGGCAGCCCUGGCUUUGGUAUUCCUGGACAGCCAGGUCCUAAGGGUGAGAGCGGUGAGAGGGGCAAUGUGGGGUUAUCAGGGAAACCUGGGCCUAAAGGCAUUGAUGGUUUUAAGGGGGAAAAAGGUGAAAUUGGUCUCCCAGGCAACUCAGGAGCUCCUGGACUAAGAGGUAAAGAUGGUUUGCCAGGAUCAAAAGGAGAUCCAGGAGCAAGGGGUGACCCAGGUUCUCCAGGCGAGCUUGGCGAGAAAGGCAUCCGGGGCUCUCUUGGUCUCCCUGGACGCCCGGGAGACCGUGGUGAAAAAGGUGAUCCUGGAAAAAUCGGGUUACCGGGCCCUGAAGGACCGAAAGGAGAGAAAGGCGAGCCAGGAAAACCUGGCCCACCUGGACAUUCUCAGUUCUCUGUGUCAGAGAAUAACGUCCUUACCAGAGCCAUCAAGGGUGAACUGGGUGAGCCUGGACUCCCAGGCCUCAGAGGAGAGACAGGACUUCCAGGCCCACCGGGGCCACCAGGGAAACCAGGACCACCUGGGAAUUCCUUGGGACAAUCUGACGCAGGAAAAGAUGGUGUGGAUGGUUUACCAGGACUGCCCGGAGCAAAAGGUGAAGCAGGGAAGAAAGGAGAGCCAGGAGCUAAAGGAGAGAAGGGAGAUCCUGGUCGAGUUGGAGUUGCUGGCAUGCCUGGUUUGCCUGGUACUCCAGGUAAACCUGGUGUGGAUGGAAAGCGCGGAAUAGCAGGAAAAGAUGGAGAACAGGGACUCAGGGGUGAUGAUGGCAAAAAGGGUGAAAAGGGGGAGCCUGGCACUGAUGGUAAAGAUGGUGAAAAGGGAGAAAUAGGCCCUCCAGGGUUGCCAGGCCCUCCUGUUAUGCUGCAAGAGGGUGCUUCAAUAGAUGAAAUAAGAAAAGCUUUUCCAAUACCAAUGGGUCCCCCUGGAGCAACAGGUCCCCCUGGAAUGAAGGGAGAAAAAGGAGACCAAGGCUCAAGAGGAGAGAAGGGCGAGGCCGGUGUAUCAGCGAGAUCCAUUGAAAUUAAGGACAUUGAAGAAUUAUUUGAAUCAUACGGCAUCAAGCUCUCCCUGCUGAAGGCCUUGAUCGAUAGGCUUCUCCAAGAUGGCAUGGAGGAGCUUCUGCAUGAAAUGGCCACAAAAAAAAGAAUCAAAGGGCAGAGGACGGACCCCGGCUUCAACAUCAUCACUGAAUACACUAGUUCAGCGAACUAUGGACUCUCCAGUGACCCGCAGACUGAUGAGCUCUUAAUUGAAGAAGAGGACGAUCUAAAUGAGGAGCCGCUGCCUGAGCCCUAUCUUGAUGCCCUGAAUAAAACAGAACAGGACCCCACCGCCUGGAACAUCUCCGCCAUAGACAGAAAGACAGAGCUGAACAGAACGGUGAGCAGAAUGGCAGUGAAGGAGGAAGGAGAGACUGUGGUGGAAAGUCUUGCAUCUUCUAACGUCACACAGACCAACACCUCCUCAGAAAGGCAGGCUGGCUCAGUAAAGGCAGAGGUAAGUAUGGAGUCAGUGCUCCACAGUCAGGAGGACACGGGGAAGAAGACCUCUGGAGAGAAGAAGAAGGGGCGAGAGAGGGGAAAGGGAAAAGGGAAUAAAGGACGACAUAAACGGCAAAGGAAACGAGUGGAAGAUCAAGCCUCUGAGGAGGAGGAGAUGGAGGAGGACAUUUAUGAUGAUGAAGUGUAUAACUAUGAAUAUGAGGAUAAGCUGGAUGCAGAGGAAACUGAAAAUUCCCAAGAUGAGGAGAAAGACAGGAUCCAAACAACAACAGAACGCUCUCUGCUGUCUCCACAAAUCAAAUACACAACAGCAGCUCCCCCUCAUACACAGGAAAUCACGGGGGUCUACAGAAGCACAGAGGGUCCCUUAUCCACACCCACACCAGGGGUCACAGAGCAGUACAGUGAGACCACAUCACCCUCAACUCUCAAUACAACACAGGCCCAGGAAGAGGCGUUGGUCUAGACUCAGUUAGAGGGACACUCAAGCUCUGGCAACGCAUGUGCCCUUCCUGAGAGGGGCCUGUAGAAACUGUGAAGUGUUAAAGCUGGGGAGGAUCUGACUGACCAGCAUUACUUGGGGAGGGACUCCUUUUCCAUCGCACAAUGACGAUGUCUCGGGCCACAUUCAUCGUGCCCAGGGGCGCCUGAUAAGAGUGCAGAGUUUCUGACACUUUACCACUAGCGUUUCACGUGAUAUGCUGCAGGUUUAUUUAUUUGCUGUGCCACAUGCUCAUGAGUGCUCAUGCAUUAAUUCAAGUCAUGUCAAACGUAUUCAUUCAUGAUUAUGACUGCAUAUAUUUUUUUCACCACUGCUUUAUUUAUUGAAAGGAUGUUUUUACUUUGUUUUCUGUGUUAUAUUAUAUAUAUAGUUACAGUAAAAGUAAUGAAAGCACAUGUAUUCUUUCCCAUGGACGGUAUUCUGUUCCCAUGUUUUCACUGGUGAAAUUCAAUGAUAUGGUUACUUUUCUCUUUUGUGUUUAAUCCUCUGUGGUGCAUGUGUGUCAGUAAAUUUGCUCAAGUGCAACACUAAA